AUGACAUCAAAAUUACCGUCAUUAUUGAAUUGUCAAACAUUAAAAAACAUUUUAUCAAAACCAACAUCAAUUAAAUUUAGUAUCAUCGAAGCUAGUUUUGGCAAACAGAGUGAAGACGAAUUUAAAAAUGGACACAUUCCAAAAGCAAAAUAUUUUGAUCAAUUAGAAUGUACUACUCCAACAAAACUAAUACCUCGAGGAUUACCAGAAAUUAAAUGUUUUGAAAAUCUUUUAACACGGUUAGGUGUAACAAAUAAUCAUCAUGUUAUCAUUUAUGAUCGUUCACCCUUCGGAUUUUACGCAUCAUCACGCGCUUGGUUUCUAUUAAAGGCAUAUGGUCAUAAUAGUCUUUCGGUGCUUGAUGGUGGUUUUUAUAAAUGGAUGAACGAUAAAAAUCAAAUUGAAGCAGAGAAAGACAAUGGACAAGAAUCGCAACAAGAACAAGCAGAGAAGUUUCGUGCGAAAAUAGAUCCGGGUAUGUGGCGAAAAUUCGAUGAUAUUAUAGAAAACUUAAAAAAACCAUUAUAUCGUGAGCAAUUAGUCGAUGCUCGUCCAAAAAAUUUGUUUUAUGGUGCUAAUGGUGGUCACAUUCCAAAUUCGCUGAAUGUUCCAUAUACUCAAAUGUUUGAUGCAACAACCGGUUGUUUGAAGCCCAAAGAGCAAUUAGCUGAAAUAUACUCAAAGGCUGGUGUUAAUCUGUCUAAACCAGCUGUUUACACGUGUCAAACCGGAACAACAGCAUCAACUUUAGCUUUUGUUUCGCAUUUACUUGGUCAAGAUCCUGUGUCGGUCUAUGUGGGUUCGUUCACCGAAUGGAGUCAGAAAGCACCUGCAGAACUGAUUGUGAAAGAUGAACCACAACAUGACACAAAAUCGAAUGCAGCAUAA
Didymodactylos carnosus is the source of this 888-nucleotide messenger RNA. NCBI's taxonomy places the organism in Eukaryota, Metazoa, Rotifera, Eurotatoria, Philodinida, Philodinidae. The record is from the annotation of a GenBank genome assembly.